Theileria equi strain WA is the source of this 2196-nucleotide messenger RNA. RefSeq lists its product as hypothetical. Gene Ontology annotation, molecular function: lipase activity. The record is from RefSeq and is a predicted model, not a curated record. Gene Ontology annotation, cellular component: membrane. Bases 1 to 2196 code for a protein of 731 amino acids. The transcript has 3 exons. Lineage: Eukaryota; Apicomplexa; Aconoidasida; Piroplasmida; Theileriidae.
AUGAAACUUGCCUUAUUAUUAUGCAGUUCUUAUAACUCAGAUGAACAUGAAGCGGCAGCUACAGAAGUCACUUUAGAUGUUGCAAAGGUAGAUCUUUCUUCCAUUAACAGGUUCCGUAGGACACCGUAUGGAAUAGAUACGAGUGUAUACGUAGCAAAGGAUGGUUAUAGAAUAUCAUCAGUGGUAGAUGGCAGAGUGCCUCUGUGGGCUACCACUGAUUAUUAUUCCUGUACACAUGUCACUGUUUUAACACCCAAAGAUGGAGAUAAUUAUGUGAACAUCUACUUCAAGGACAAAUACGGGUCAAAGGGCUCUCUUUGCCUUAAAAGAGUAGGAGCCGUGAAGGAGAAUGUACUGAAAUCUGUAACUUUGGAAGUCGGUGGUGAAAACAACCCCGCACACUUUAUUGUAAACAGGUUUUCAAACUUCCCGUUUUUGGUCUAUACGCCAAAUGUUGGCUUUCGCAUAAAGGAAGUGAAAUGCAACAAUUUUACAGUAUGGAUAGCAGGAUCCGAGAAUGAGAGAUGCGUUUAUGCCUCAUUUUACCCUAGGAAUUCUCCUACGCUGGGUUAUCUUAUACUUUACACACCAAUUGGUGUUAAAGAAUUCUUUUAUUCUUUUGUGAACUAUGAAUGGAUACCAGCUACAAGGAACGAGUACCGACUUGGUCUGGCGGCGGCUGGAUUUAAGGAAUCAACAUUUCGCAAUACAAUUACGCUGGAUAUCAAUAAUACUACCAGUAAAGCCUUUUAUGUACAGGAAUAUAAAAUAGAUCAAAACUCCUUAAGGGCGUAUAAAACACCUCCAGGAGUGAUCCUGAACAAGGUUGUUUGUGGAGAAUCUACUAUUUGGUUUGAAAAAGAAGGGUGCUGUACAUAUGUGAAUACAAUGAGUAUAUUUGGAACCGCAUACACAUGUUUUAUUUUUGUGAUCGAUUCAAAGAAUAAUCGUCAAAUUUUGUAUUUUAAAAAACAGGAUGAUGAAUGGAUAUCUAUAAAUAAGGACACAUGUAACACACCUUUGACAAAUAAUGUUUAUUUAGGAGAUAUUGGAGCUAUGGAUCAGCCUCGACUCCUCAUGAGUAGUUUUAGGAACAGGCAGGACUUAAGAAUCACAAGCUACGCUUCAAGAGUUGAUAAUUCCAAAGGUGAUAUCAUUCUUGUUCAUGGAAUCCGUUCCCAUUUCAUGUCUGAAUUUUGUGCAACAAAUUUGGAAUGGAACUUUGAGAGAAUAGAUUUUCCACUAUUCUUGAAUGCUUCUCCCUUUGGAGGAUAUAUUUAUUUGAGCGAAAAUUCAAAUGUUGAUAGAUAUAGACAUCUUUUCGAACACGGAUGUCUAGAUGGAUUAGAUGCGUUUGAGGUAUUACCUGUGUAUGAGUACAGGAAUAGUUUGCUGGAAUACCUUAACAGACUAGGUUACAAUGUCUAUGGAUUUGACCUUCAGUCUCAGGGUGUCUCCGAGUCAGUUGGAGAUAUGAACUGUUGUGUGAACGAUUUUAAAGAUUACGUCAACGAUCUCUUGCAGUUUAUAGAUAUCAUAAAAAGAGACAAAUUUGGGGAUACUUCUCAAACAUGGAAUGAGAGAGUGCUCCAUGGAACUCCUCAGACUGAUAGAAAGACCCUUUUAUUUGGGUUUUCUAUGGGUAGUAAUAUCGUCAUCCAAGCGAUCCAAACAUUUCAUAAAAACGCUAGGCUUGGGAUAAAACUAGUAGAUGGCACUUUUGGUAUUUCCCCAAUGUUAGAUUUAGAUAUUCAUAUAGACAAUGCAGUCAAAUGGAUAUCUUUUCAAGCUAUUUGGCUUCUCUCAUUCAUCAAUCCCAAUGGUCUAAAUCCUUAUGCAGAGGCACUAAAUUAUGGAGAAAACUUUGAGUUUAUAGUGAGAUUUCACGAUCCAUAUUACCAUGUGAGCAAUACUGCAUUAAAGAUGAUUGACGUGUUGUUUAGCGCAUGCGAAACAGUGGAUAAAGGGGAGAAUAUGGCUAACUAUCCAAAGGAUUUGCCAACACUUUUUGUUCAUACCAAAGGUGAUCGCUUAUGCGGAAUAAAAGGCACAAGGGGUAUUAUUGAGAGGCACCUAAGCGACAGCGAUGUUGUAAGGUUGGUAGAAUUUGAUGGAUCCGUUCACUAUUUGACAGCUCCUCAGUCGCUUCAUCAUUUGAUCCCUGUUUUUACCGACUGGUUUGAUACAUAUGGUUAA